CGUUGAUGGUGGUUUAUAAAGCAGACCUCAUGCCCUAGUUUGUUUGACUGUUUCUCAUGUUUAGAACUGUUUCCAGAGAUUCACGUCAAAAUGAGUAAGAUUAUCUUUUAUGAGGAGAGAAACUUCCAAGGUCGCUCCUAUGAGUGCGACACAGACUGCCCAGACAUGUACCCUCAUUUCAGUCGAUGCAACUCUAUCAGAGUGGAGAGUGGCUGCUGGAUCCUCUAUGAAAGACCCAAUUACUCUGGUUUCCAAUAUGUGGUAACCAGAGGUGAAUAUCCUGAAUACCAGCGCUGGAUGGGCUACAAUGAUAUCAUUCGCUCAUGUCGUACAUUUUCCUAUAAAAGUGGUGGAUCCUACCGUAUCCGGAUCUACGAUCGGCCAGAUUUCCAAGGUCAGAUGAUGGAAUUCAGUAAUGACUGCAAGUCCAUUCAUCAAAGUUUCCAGUGCCGCAGUGUUCACUCUUGCAAUGCCAUGGAGGGCUACUGGACCUUCUAUGAGCACCCCAGUUAUCAAGGCCGCCAAUACUUCCUGCCUCCUGGCAAGUAUCGCAAGUUCAGUGACUGGGGUGCCGUUUGUGCCACCGUUGGCUCGUUCUGCAGAAUCACUGAUUUUUAGAGUUAAUGUUAUGAAAAUAACUGUGCCUUUUCUGGCAUUGACGUGUCAAUAAAAUGCCACAAAACCAAAUGCUUGGCAGUGUAUGUAUUCAUGCUGCAGGUGUGUUGAUUACCACAGCUGUCUGUGAUCAAAUAUAGAUUUCAGGCUGUAUGGCAUCUGUGGGGACAUGCUUUAAUUCCUAGAUUAGUAUUCCCUUAUGUUUGCCAGUGUAAAUUAUUUAAAAACACACUGUAGUCAUUGCAUAUCCAUAUCAAUAAAAAUGUCUUUUGCUU
This is a messenger RNA of Sinocyclocheilus anshuiensis, 890 nucleotides long. RefSeq names its product gamma-crystallin M2-like. Gene Ontology annotation, molecular function: structural constituent of eye lens. Bases 91 to 618 code for a protein of 175 amino acids. The record is from RefSeq and is a predicted model, not a curated record. Lineage: Eukaryota; Metazoa; Chordata; Actinopteri; Cypriniformes; Cyprinidae. The transcript has 3 exons. Gene Ontology annotation, biological process: lens development in camera-type eye; visual perception.